Molecule: messenger RNA, 2980 nt
Organism: Chelonus insularis
Lineage: Eukaryota; Metazoa; Arthropoda; Insecta; Hymenoptera; Braconidae
Gene: Usp16-45
Product: ubiquitin specific protease 16/45
Exons: 4
Coding region: 303-2858 (851 amino acids)
Biological process (GO): protein deubiquitination
Molecular function (GO): cysteine-type deubiquitinase activity; zinc ion binding
Source: RefSeq, a predicted model, not a curated record
CAGGAAGUUGCUAUCUUCACACAUGUGUUUAAUCGAAAUCAUCAUUGCCAACCUAAUAAACGUAUCGAAUUUUUAUUUGAUGGAAAUGGGUUCGCGAUGUCCGAGAGUAAUCUGAGAACGAAUGUAGAAUUCCAGAACAUGUUUCCUGGUUUAUGUAUAGAUUUGGAAUUAGUUUAAAAAAUGUUUUCCUAAAGUAAUUUACAAAGUAAUAAUCGGCUUAUGUUAUAAUUUUAUACAUUUGUUUUUAUAUAUUGUCAAGAACAUUACAUUAUCAAAAUAUUUUUGGUGACUAUUUUUGAAAAAUGGGAAGGAAAAAACAGCGUCAGCAAGACAUAACCUGGGUUGAUAAUAGCAAAAAUCACAAUGCUGAAAUUAAUAGUAAUGGUAACAUAGACAUAAAUAAAAAUGAUCCACUAGCGGACUCACUUACAACAGUUGAAGAUGAAAAUAAAAGUCCUCUAGAGAAAUUUGAGUGUAAACACAUAUUGAAGGCUAUAAUAAAUUUGCCUAAACUACGUAAAAUUUUACAAAAAAUAGACAAAAAUGGUCAGUGUUCUUCAUGCAGAACAUCAGAUCUUAAUUCAGCCGUAGAUCUAGAUUCGACUUUAGAAAUUGGAUCAACUACAGAGGAGGAAAAAAAAGGAUUGUGGUUUUGUUUAAAGUGUACUAAUCAAACAUGUGGUAAAACUCAUUGUGAAAAUCAUUUUAAGAUCCCUCAUAGUGAUUUACAUUGUUUAGCACUUGAUACUGAUCAAUGGACCAUUUGGUGUUUUGAAUGUAGUAGAAGUAUAGAUCCUAAAUCUAAAGUACCCUUGACACAAAUUUUAGAACUCCUAAAAAAAUGGAAAGCAACAGCUAACGUUCUGCCAAUAUCAAGAAAAAUGGAGGAUUUAUCUAUUACAAAAAACGAACCUCCUAUAGUUAAUAAAAGCAAUAAAAACGAAUCUCGACCUGUAUUAAAUAAUAACAAUAACAAUAAUAAUAACAGUAAUAACAGUAAUAAUAAUAAUAAUAAUAAUAAUCAUAAUCAUAAUAAUACUUUUACUAGGGUUCGAGGAUUAGUAAACUUGGGUAAUACAUGUUUUUUGAAUGCAGUAUUACAAUGCUUAGCUCAAACACCAUAUUUAGUUAAAGUUCUACAAGAUUUACAAGUAUCAGAUACAAGAUGUUAUCUUCCAGGCGGUAAACUCAAAGUUCCAAAAGAAAAGAGUAGUAAAAAUAACAACAGCAAUGGUGAUAUUAAUAAUGAAGAUAAUAAUGAUGACAAUGUAAAUGAAAAUGAUGAAAUAAGUUUACCACCAAUAGAAGAUAAUUUAGGAGAUUGUGGAAAUUUUAUUUCUGUGUUGUGUAAAACUUUAAUAGAGUUACAAAAUUCCGAUAAUAAUAAAAUGUCUACUUAUAAACCAUCUGAACUAUUCAAUUUAUUAAAAAAAAAUUCUCCACAAUUUUCGGAUGGUGAUCAACAUGAUUCACAUGAGGUUUUGAGACUAAUGCUUGAAUUAAUUAGGAAUGAAGAUUUACAGCGGUAUCAAAGUUUGAUUUUGAAACAAAUUAAUCUCAAUAAAAAUAUGGAAACAAAUGAAUUAGGUGCUAAUCUUAAAUCACAAGCAAAAUUUUAUGGUUGCCAAGCAAAUGCCAAACUUUUAGGUGCUGAGCCUGUAUUUCAUGGUACAUUAGUGUCAACAAUUCAAUGUACGGAAUGUCACCAUACUUUACAACGUGGUGAAUCAUUUUUAGACCUUAGUUUGUCUUUAAUGGAACUUGAAAAACAAACUUUUAUAUCUAAAAAAAAUAAUAGCUCCAACGACUUAUCCAAUGGUACAUCAACUACUGGCGACGAUUAUUAUGUAAAUAAUGAAAAAAUAUCUAAACAUCAAUUGAAGAAAAAAAGAAAAGCAGCUAAAUCAUUGCGAAAAAUGGAAAGACAUAAAGCUAAUCAAGAAAAUAUUAACAAUAUCUUCAAUGGGCAUGAUGCAAUUGAAAUUUCAAAUGGCGAAUCAAAAGAAGAAGAUACUAAUGAUACUCUUAACGAAUCUGAUAAUGCAACUGCAAGUGAAAAUUCAUCAGAGAAUCUUGAAAUUCCCUUAAAUCUUUCAAAUAAUAUUAGUCAAACUGAAGAAAUAUUACCCCUUCUUGACACUAAUGAAACCACUGAUAAUAAAACGACUGGAAUUAAUUAUCAAAAUCGAGAUCACUAUACUUAUUCUAUUGAAUCUUGCUUAAAUCAAUUUACUGCUACUGAAUUUAUGAGUGGUAAUAAUAAAGUUCAAUGCGAAGCGUGUACGUCGGCCAAUGUUACAGAUUCAAAAAAUGUUGCAAAUGACCAAAAAAGCGCUAAACCAGUUGUCGUUUACACUUCAAGUACAAAACAAUAUCUUAUAUCUCAAGUGCCUGCCGUUCUUAUAUUGCAUUUAAAAAGAUUUCAAUCUCGACGAUAUAAUAAUGGGUUUUGUAAAAUCAAUAGACAUGUUAAGUUCCCAAUAAUCUUGAAUUUAUCAUCAUUUUGUAAAAAUGCCAAAAAACCCACUUUGUAUUCACUUUAUGGUUUAAUUGAACAUCAAGGAACAAUUAAUGGUGGUCAUUAUGUAGCAUACGUGAAGGCAAGAAAUAAAUUGAAGCCUGAUGAUCCUCAAUGGAAUUUUUUACUGAAGAAACGAGACUUAAUGCAGAACGUUAAUGGUCUUCAUGAAUUAGAUAAUACUUCGAAUGAACGGGUCAAUGAAGACGAAAGUACUACAAGUGUCGAUCCUUCUUUAGGGCAAUGGUACUAUGCAUCAGACUCGAGAAUUAUGGAAGUUGACGAAGAAGCCGUUCUGCAAAGAGAGGCAUAUCUUCUGUUUUAUGAACGAAUUUCAUGACUCACGGACAAUGAAUACUUUUAUUAAAUCAUUUUUAAUUAUGUCUUUCUAUUAUUAUGUAAACAAUAAAAUUUAUAAAAUUGAAUUCAUGAACGCCAAUAAAAUUAUAAUAUGAUCAUGAA